UUACUGUUUUUUCCUCGUUGGAUCAUCUCUCAUUACCUACCCAAGUUUUUCCCGGCGACUUUUGGUUACCGUCAAUGGAUUCCGACGUGACGAUGGUUCUCGCCAGUGACGCAUCGAGUCUUCCCGGACCUUCUUCAUCUUCUCCUGUGGCAUCUUCUUCUUCAAAGAAACCGAAGCGUUUCGAAAUCAAAAAGUGGAACGCCGUCUCUCUAUGGGCUUGGGAUAUCGUGGUUGACAAUUGCGCGAUUUGUAGAAAUCACAUCAUGGAUCUAUGCAUCGAGUGCCAAGCUAAUCAGGCCAGCGCCACCAGCGAGGAGUGUACUGUGGCUUGGGGUGUCUGCAACCAUGCUUUCCAUUUCCACUGCAUCAGCCGCUGGCUGAAGACUCGUCAAGUUUGUCCUCUAGAUAAUAGCGAGUGGGAGUUCCAGAAAUACGGGCACUAGAGAAUGGUAUCGGGCUAGGGACAUUCUUACUGUCGAUGGAAUUCCGCAAACUAAGGUAAACAUGGAACAAAGAGACACUUAUGUUAAUUUCGUGUUACGAGUUUCUGGAAAUUAUAAGGAAUUAUAAGGAAAGACUCUGGGAUCGUGUUCGUUUCUUAAAGUUAUACUGGAAUAUCGUCGGAACGUGUAUCAUGUUCUAUGAUUACGAAAGUAUAUUUCUUAGAUGGAUUUGGUGAUUCUUCUUUAGUGUUUGGUUAAACGAUUGAGGGACUUGUUCAAUUUAAUCCUUGUCCAAAUUGUUGUG
This is a messenger RNA of Cynara cardunculus var. scolymus (artichoke), 747 nucleotides long. RefSeq names its product RING-box protein 1a-like. Lineage: Eukaryota; Viridiplantae; Streptophyta; Magnoliopsida; Asterales; Asteraceae. The transcript has 5 exons. Gene Ontology annotation, biological process: protein ubiquitination; ubiquitin-dependent protein catabolic process. Gene Ontology annotation, cellular component: nucleus; cullin-RING ubiquitin ligase complex. The record is from RefSeq and is a predicted model, not a curated record. Bases 75 to 443 code for a protein of 122 amino acids. Gene Ontology annotation, molecular function: cullin family protein binding; zinc ion binding; ubiquitin protein ligase activity.